Bombyx mandarina (wild silkworm) is the source of this 709-nucleotide messenger RNA. Its product is annotated as 15-hydroxyprostaglandin dehydrogenase [NAD(+)]. NCBI's taxonomy places the organism in Eukaryota, Metazoa, Arthropoda, Insecta, Lepidoptera, Bombycidae. Gene Ontology annotation, cellular component: cytoplasm. The record is from RefSeq and is a predicted model, not a curated record. Gene Ontology annotation, molecular function: oxidoreductase activity, acting on the CH-OH group of donors, NAD or NADP as acceptor.
AGGAGAAUCUAAAAUACAAAUACGGUAAUGAUAAAGCGUUGUUUCUUGAGUGUGACAUUACGACAGACCUAUUUGUUUGGGAUCGACUAGUUGAAUACAUCCAGAAUAUUGACGUGCUAGUUAACAACGCUGCCGUAAUCGACGUGGAUAAUCCAAGAAACACCAUUACCACUAACACAAUAGCCUUGAUCGAAUGGUCCAUGAAAUUCUCCGAACACACAAGAUUGGAUAAGUGCGGGCACGGCGGUACUAUUAUUAAUGUGGCUUCAGUGACUGGACAUUGGGUGGCACCAUUUUUCCCGGCCUACAUAGCAUCGAAAUAUGGCGUAGUCGGGUUCUCUAAAUCAUUUGGCCAUGCAUAUAAUUAUAAAUCAACUGGUGUGAGGGUCGUGGCUUUAUGCCCAAGUUUCACGUUAACUCCAUUGGUAUUCACGAAAAUUGUUUCGGAUGAGCAGGAGGAUGCUUUUGACAGAUACAGGAGUAAUCAAGUAUGGCAAAGCGCUGAUGAAGUUGGCAUAAGAGCUGUUGAGGUCUUCAAAAAUGCCGAUUCGGGGACAUCUUGGGACGUGGUCGGAGGAAGUCCAGCCUUCGAAUCACUCUCCACCGAAUAUAUUACCAUACCUGACGAAAUAAUUCCUGAAGGAACAUGUCAAGUUGAUUGUGAAUGUGACUGAAUUAUAAACUAUAAAAUGAGAUAUCAUUUUGAAAA